This is a messenger RNA of Gadus morhua (Atlantic cod), 5985 nucleotides long. It is a transcript of the gene chst8, whose product is annotated as carbohydrate (N-acetylgalactosamine 4-0) sulfotransferase 8. The record is from RefSeq and is a predicted model, not a curated record. Gene Ontology annotation, molecular function: sulfotransferase activity. Bases 311 to 1618 code for a protein of 435 amino acids. Gene Ontology annotation, cellular component: membrane. Gene Ontology annotation, biological process: carbohydrate biosynthetic process; proteoglycan biosynthetic process. NCBI's taxonomy places the organism in Eukaryota, Metazoa, Chordata, Actinopteri, Gadiformes, Gadidae. The transcript is spliced from 4 exons.
UUUGACCCUUUGGGACUGAAUGUUAUUGACUGUCCAAAGGGCGUAAAAGGAUGUGUUGUCCUCCAGCCCCACCAACAUGGGGGGAAAAGGCUAAGCAAGUUCCUAUCUAUCUACAAUUACAACGAGUGCUUUGACAAAACUAAUACAAAGGAUGCUUUAAAGGUCGCAAAUAAUGCCAAACCAACGCAAUGUCACCUCGUCAUCACAGGCCUGCCAGAGCUCCCAGCGCAACAGCUGCUCCACGGUGCGUGGGUGGUGUUGUGGAUGGAUUGGAGGAUGAUGCUGGACUUCCCUGCGCCGGCGGAAGAGAAUGCUCCUCUGCUCCUUCUGGUUCCUGCUGCUGUUCGCCGCCGGAGGCCUGGUGCUCUUCAGCCACCUGCAGGACCUGUCUGAGAUGGUCCCGCAAGAGGCCCCAGGGGUGAAGCUGGGAGCGACUCAGCGCCAAUCCAGAGAGACUCUCUGCACCCAGGACGGAGAGAGCACCAAGCCUGGGGGCACGGAGCAGCACCGCCCCCCCUCCGCCGUGGACCUGCUCUCCAGCCCCAUCCCCCCCAUGCAGUUCCCCGACUUUGAGAGGAGCCGACACUCGGCCGUCCCCAGCUUCCAGGAGCAGGACGCCAGCGCCGUGCACGUCAACCGGAGGCACCGCAAGCUGCUGAAGACCAGCCCGGCGAUGCAGCACUCCAACAACCUGUCCACCUCCUCCUCCACUUCCUCCUCCUCUUCCUCCUCCUCUUCCUCCUCCUCCUCCUCCCUCUCCUCCUCUCUGACCCCGGAGCUCCUCGUCCGCUCCUCCCGCAUCCAGCACGCCCGUCAGAAGCUGAUGAAGGAGAUCUGCGCCAAGUACAAGAGCAGCAUCUCUCGGACGGUCACGCCCAACGACGUGUCGCACAUCUACGUGGAGAACAAGUACAAGCUGCUGUACUGCGAGGUGCCCAAGGCGGGCUGCUCCAACUGGAAGAGGAUCCUGAUCGUGCUGGCGGGCAAGGCGGCGGACACGCAGAGCCUGAAGCACGACGCCGUUCACUACGGCAACCACCUGAACACGCUGGUCAGCUACAGCCGGCCGGACAUCCUGCAGCGGCUCAAGAGCUACACCAAGGUGGCCUUCGUCCGCGAGCCGCUGGAGAGGCUGGUGUCCGCCUACCGGGACAAGCUGGAGAGCCCCAACACCUACUACCACUCGCUGUUCGGGAAGCCCAUCAUCGCCAAGUACCGCGCCAACGCCUCCAAGGAGGCCCUGAGCACGGGCGACGGCGUCACCUUCCCCGAGUUCGUCCAGUACCUGCUGGAUGUCCACCGGCCGGUCGGCAUGGACAUCCACUGGGAGCCGGCCAACCAGCUCUGCAACCCCUGCCUGCUGGACUACGACUUCAUUGGGAAGUUUGAGAACAUGGAGGAGGAGUCCAACUUCCUGCUGCGGCAGACGGGGGCCCCCAGCAACCUGACCAUGCCCACGCUGAAGGACAGGAACCCGGGGGCCCAGAGGACCACCAGGGAACUCACGCUCAAGUACUUCUCCCAGGUGAGCGCGUGGGAGAGGCAGCGACUCUAUGAUUUCUACUACAUGGACUACUUGAUGUUCAACUACUCCAAGCCCUUCAGCGAUUUGUACUGAGGUUCCUCCCCCUCCUCCUCCUCCUCCUCCGCGGCGGCGAAAGACUUUUCCUCCUCCGGUCAAAGUUACAUUCCACUGCAUUGUGUUACCAUUGUACCCCGAAAACCGAUACAUCAGCAGAACGCCGACGUCCUACUCGACCCCCGCACGCAAACCAAAACAAACUCAGCGCAUUAAGGCUCGUCUAAAUCAAGCAAGAGUAAACGCUGCCUCUAGUGUUCACCUAGUAUUCAUCUUUCAUCUUGUAUCACGACCAGAGAUUAUUACGGGAUGCCGUAUCCGGUUUACAUAUCAUCGGAAACAUUGCGAUUAAAAAAGCUGUUUGUGAAUUGGCUGCAGUCUGAGAACGACGAACCUUCUGAAGGUUUCUGUGUUUCUGCUUCAAGCUUUCCUGCUGCUGCUGCUGCUGCUCUGUGAGGCGUCGUUACACCAGACCCGUCGUUUAAUCACAUGGAAAGCCACCGAUUAUGUGACCUUCGCCUGUCAGUUAUUUUUUUAAGCCUGAGGUUAAGCCCUCUUUUGACUUGUAUUUGUGUUUCAUAAACAGGGAUACAAACGGAGUGAUUGCCAGUAAGUAAAUAUCAUCUCACUGUGCAAGAAAAAUUAUUCUGCGGCCGUGUUCUAGUGAUUCACUCACUAAAUCGGGUUUGAGAGGAAGGCCGCUGUUUCUGAAUGAAAGCUGUUAAAAUGGAGGUCAUGUCAAAACGGUUGAAAGAAUGAUGACAAACAAUCUGAGGCACAAAUAUGUAGUCGUUAGACAAUUGUCUUCAAUCACCUUCAACCGGUAUUAUCAUUUCAGACAGAAGAACCCACUAUGAUUUAUAAAAACCUAAAGAGAAAAUAAAUCAAUAUCACAAUACCCUGAGCAAGGCUAGCUCCAUCACCCAAGCGUACAAUUUACUGUAGCAAGAAUAAAAAGUGAUUUGGCUUGCAAUUUAUAAGGCCACCUCGACUACUUCAGAGAGUUGCCGUUUACAAGGUAUACCUAUUGCAACUUAUUCUGACAUCCCUCUGAACCUUUAAGUUGACCAUCGGGCCUGAACUCACCGUGACGUGUGCUUAUGAACAGCAGAAUAUUCCCCUUCCAGACAAGCACUGUAAGGGUGUACCCCUCUGGCGUGAUGUAUUGCUCACUGCUCUCGUUCAAGAGUACCCCAUAACCCAAGGCACACAUUUCCCUGGUAACAGCCAUCGUAACCUCCACCUCACCUUGUGUAUUCACGCAACAAAUAAUACUCUGCAGCAUUUCAGAGCCCUUUUCUGGCUCCUCUCUCUUCCUCUUCCUCAUCUUCUUCUCCUUCUUCUUCUAAUGUUUAAAGAUGUACAAUGGGCAUUCAGAUGACUAUAUCUAUUUUUAUAUGUAUUUCUACAUUGGGAUUCUAUAUUCUGUGCUUCUUUGUGAAACCUCAUUUUCCAUCGGUCCUGUCACUAACUAUUUACCACAGCCUCCAGGGUUUGAUUCCCAAACAGCGUCUACGGGUGGGAAAAACUUAAAGCUACAAUUUCAAACGAUCGCUGGUGAAAAAUGAUUGUGAGUGGACACAAAUAAAGACAUCGGGCCCUAGAGAUUUGAAUCUGAUUGUUGUUUAUAAAAUGCAUAUUUCCUGGUGUUUAGGAAUCAAACCUGUGUGUUUAGUGUCCUGUGUGGUGAGUGUUCUCGAAGGACAAUAGCCCCUGUACAGCUGAGCUGCACCUGGCCAGGUAACCUACACUGGUCGCUGACUUGUUCCCAUGGCAACCUAGUGUUGACAACACAGCACUGGUACACAAGGGUAUAAUACUCACACUGUUACUGUGAUGCACUUCGCACACAAUAGAGCGCACAAACACACACUUACACGGACACACACACAUGUACACACACAUAUACACACACACACACACAAAACACACAAACACCACACAUACACACCACAUAUAAAAACAAUAACGCACACCAUACACAAACACACACACACGUAAAAUCAUAUAGUAAGAGCCUAGUACGCCACUCAUCCUGUGUAUGUGUGUACGUGUGUCUGUGUGUGUGUGUGUGUGUGUCUGUGUGUGUAUGUGUGUGUGUGUGUGUGUGUGUGUGUGUGUGUGUGUGUGUGUGUGUGUGUGUGUGUGUGGGAGGCACCAAAGCACCUAUUGCAUUAAGGGCAAAGUGUGUGUGUGUGUGUGGGAGGCACCAAAGCACCUAUUGCAUUAAGGGCAAAGUGAUGAGGUGAUGAUGUGAGAGGUAGUGUUUGGAAGUGUGUGGCCGUAUAUCUGUAUGUAGCCUGCUGCUAUGCCGUUUAUUAUAACACACUCACCUACUUUCUAUUGGAGCUACCACAUUCAACACGCUUUCUACGUUGUACUGAACACUACCCAUACCAGUGUCACAUAUAUUUGUACAGGUUUGGUGCUUUGGUCUUAGACCAGAAGUCACUUGUGUUUUCAUCAAUGUUACAAAGCCAAGACCGAAUUAAAACAAAGCAUUAACUAUAGUGAAUUAUAAUUAUCAUAGUGACUAUCUAUAUUUUGGGUUAGGGUUAUUGUUGUAAUUAUAAUUAUACAUUUUAUUUUAAUGAACAUAUUACCAGGGCCGUUCCUGACGUUGUGGGGGCCCUGAGCCACGUCUCACUUGGGGGGCCUCUGAUCCCGCCCACAUGAACCUAUCAAGCCUCUUUCUCAAUUCUCCUUGAUUCAGAAAUAUAUAUAUAUAUAUAGAAACAUAAAGAUAUCAUAUUAAGCUAAAGAAAACUGUUAUGAUCUGAUGAUCUAAGGAUCAAAAUCACUAAACAAAUGUAAAAACAAAAUGGUCACAAAUGUAACUAUUCAUUGAUAUAUUUUUUAAACUGGGGCCCCUCAAUUAGCUGGAAACAACCCUUUUAAUAUAUUUUAUUACUAUUAUUUUGAUCCUUUUUUAAGCAUACAGUAUUUGCGAGGCAGUGUUUCCUGUAUCAAAUGAAUAACGGGAUAGGUUAAUAUUUGAAGGGGGAAAACGCUUACUUGUUACUGACUGUGUUUAGAGAAACUAAGAAAUGUUUGGGUUCUUGUUUUUUGUAUGUUAAAGUACAUUUUAAAUAUAUAUGAGGCACAAAUUGAUAUUUGAUGGAGGCUAGUUAUCUUUAAGUGCUACUAGUUAGUCAAAUUCAGCUCAGCUCAAAUUUAAUAUAUCAUGAUUAUUCCAAUUAUAUCUGUUACAAAAUAUUUUGUACGACUGCAAAGAAUUGAGACAAGACAAGGGAACAGAUCGGUCGCAAAAAUCAAUAUAAGAGAUCGCUAAACCUGCACCAUUUUUGAUUUUUGAUCACAUAUGGAGUUACAGUAUUAGUAACUGGUUCACUGCAGCCUCACUUCUGUUUGAAAGCAUUUGAUGAUACAAUGUUUUUAAAGACCACUUGUCCACCCUCAGCUAAAUAACCAUUUUCUCUCUUAAUCUGUUUAUAUCCAAAACUAAAUGUUUCAAGAUUUAAAGUUUAGCAGUGGACAAUGCUAGAUUAUGUCUAGAGAUUGAGGAACAUAAAGCACCAUCAAUAUUUGAAGGAGUGUGUUGACUUUGAUAAUAUGACUAUUAUAAAUGUUAUUAUUAUUAUACAUCAUUUCAAAUACUCUGAAUCAAACGUGAUGGUUGCAGUGAAGUGAUACGGUGCCGAUUGAAAUGUAUUCUCCCAAUUUUUCUCAACACAUUUGGAAAAGUCCAUCCGUGACUUAUUGUAACACAAUGGACUGAACACUAAGAGUACGAAUCAGUGUACGAAACAAGCUAGCACAAGGCUACAAUUAUUGCUCAGCUCUUAUGAUAAAGAAACAUUUGUUAUUCUACUCCGUGGACUCAUAUAACUUGAGCUCAAAUUGUCAACAUGUACUGGUCUCAGUGACAUGAUAGGAAUCGCUAUGCGGUAAAAUCGAUAUAAAUGCUGAUCUUUUUUCCACCUAAAAGUGACUGAUGAUUUAAAUGGUAUGUGACAAUUGUAUGAAAUCAUGUGACUGUAGUGUGUUGGCUUUUGCGGUUCCCAAACCUAUUUCUCGUACAGGUGGUGAUCCAUAUAAUCUAAGUAGAUGUAGCCAAACUUCUGCCAAAAAUAUAUAGCAUAAUUAUGAGUGUUAUCUAUAAGCUAAGCUCUACCAGUCCCCAAUACCCAUGCUCAUCAAAGUUUAUUUUUUAUGUUCUAUUGGGACUACGGACAAAACAAGAGAUAUAUCAAAAAAUAUUUGCAGUAACGAAUGUAUAACUGUUUUAUCGUUGGUGUAUGAAAUGUAUAAAAGAAAAACGAUCUGAAACACUUUGCCUUAUUUUACACUGCCAAUCAAAGGGUGUAUUUCAGGAAGACUUUCUUCAGGUGGUUGUUUUCUUUCUCAUGAGUGUCUACUAAUAAAAAUGUCUUUAGCAUUCAGUC